Molecule: messenger RNA, 1020 nt
Organism: Aspergillus melleus
Lineage: Eukaryota; Fungi; Ascomycota; Eurotiomycetes; Eurotiales; Aspergillaceae
Product: alpha-hydroxy acid oxidase
Exons: 8
Coding region: 1-1020 (339 amino acids)
Molecular function (GO): oxidoreductase activity; FMN binding
Source: RefSeq, a predicted model, not a curated record
AUGGAUGGUGAAGAUUACUAUAACAAGGGUGCCAUGGACCUCAUCACACUACGAGAGAAUGAGGCCGCUUUCGACCGCUACAAAAUCCGACCACGGAUUCUAGUCAACGUGGACAACAUUGAUACCAGCACGGAGAUACUGAAUACAAAGGUCUCCCUUCCUUUCGGAUUCAGUCCUACCGCAUCACAGAAACUCGCCCAUCCCGACGGCGAGCUCGCGACGUCACGCGCUGCGGCGAAAUUUGGUGUCUGCAUGGGUCUGUCCUCGUACUCGAACCACAGCCUCGAGGAGGUCGCCGAACAGGGGUCCGGGAAUCCCUAUGUUAUGCAGAUGUGUGUACUGCGGGAUCGAUCGAUUACUUUGCAAUUGUUGGAGCGUGCUGAGAAGGCGGGAUAUAAAGCUCUGUUUCUGUCCGUGGACGUUCCAGUCUUAGGGAAGCGAUUGAAUGAGUACCAGAACAACUAUCAACUGCCGGCUGAUAUGUCCUGGCCCAAUAUUUUGAGCCAUGGGAGUGACACAUCUGAUCAUACAGAUUAUGACCCGAGCCUCGACUGGGCCACUGCUAUCCCAUGGCUUCGGCAGCACACGAAGCUUCCGAUCUGGUUGAAAGGAGUAUAUUGCCCCGAAGAUGUCGAGAUCGCAAUCCAGAACAAACUCGACGGAGUUGUAAUUUCCAACCACGGUGGUCGCCAACUUGACGGCGUUCCCGCAACGCUUGACGCGCUGAGAGAUUGCGCACCGGUCGCAAAGGGACGAAUUCCCAUUGCCAUUGACGGCGGUAUUCGGCGAGGCUCAGACGUCUUCAAGGCGCUGGCACUUGGAGCGGACUUUUGCUUUGCCGGACGGAUACCAAUUUGGGGGCUUGCUUAUGGCGGACAGGAAGGCGUCGAGCUCGCGAUUCGGAUUCUGCGGCAGGAAUUGAAAAUCACUAUGGCUCUGGCAGGAUGUCGAUCAAUCUCUGAGAUUCGCAAAAGCUAUCUGUCGGUUCUGCAGCCGGACGGGGUUCUAUCGAAGCUGUAA